Messenger RNA from Closterium sp. NIES-65, 2859 nucleotides. The record is from the annotation of a GenBank genome assembly. NCBI's taxonomy places the organism in Eukaryota, Viridiplantae, Streptophyta, Zygnematophyceae, Desmidiales, Closteriaceae.
AUGGCGGCUCGAUCCAUCACCGCGGCAGUCCUCGCGUCGUCGCCGCUGCCGCCGCGCGCUGCCGUAUCGCGGCAAGGCGCGGAGAUAGGCCGGUCGGUUGAGAUACAGGCACUCUUAGACACGCGCGCUGCUGCUGCACCGCGUGUUGCGCGCGUAGAGUGUUGCGCUUCUAGCGGGGCUGCUAGCAGCGCAAUUGGUGGGGCUUCUACUAGGGCUGUUAGUAGCACCACUGCUGGCCAGCGGCGCGCAACGAACCGGACAGAUGGGGCGAGGGAGGCGCGGCCCGUUGUUUCGCGGAAGAAGCGGCGCGGCUUGCGGAGGGUGGCGCACCUCUCCGCCGGCGACGGUACGCAGCCGAGCCCCGAGUCCGCGCGGGCGGUGUGGGCGGAAGUUCUGAUAGUGGGGCCGCGGCACUCCGCGCGUGGGGACGAGGAGUGCGGGGAGAGUCCUCAGGGGGUUGCGGGGGAAGCCAGUUGCGCGGGCGGUGGCGCGCAGCAAGAGGGGCUUGGAGCGCGUGGGGAAGGACUCGCGGGGCAGGGGGGCGUGUGGAGUGAGGCGGACGAGGCGGAGCUGAUUGCGCGGGCGGUGGGCGGUGCGGUGGUCAAUGCAGGGGGGGCGCUUAUUGCUGGUGUGAUGUGCGCAGGCGCGGUGGACGCGGAGGGCGCGGAGGCGGCGUGGGAAAGGUUGGGGGCGGAGGGCAGCGCGGGAGUGAGUCUAUCUGGAGAAGCGGAGGCGGAGACGAAAGCGGGGGAAUCUGAGAUGGCGCGGGGAAGGCUGGAGCUGGAGCGCGCGCAGCUGGAGCUGGCGAUGCGGGAGUCGCGUGGGGAGGCGGAGAGGAGAGAGGCGGAGCGCGGAGCGGCGGAGAGCGGGGAGGCGGAGGAGGGAGAGGCGGAAAGGGGGGAGGCGGAGGCGGUGGAGGGCGAGGUGGCAGUGGGGGAGGUAGAGCCGCAGAAGGCCAUGAGAUUGGGCGAGGGCUUUGAGGAGUGGGGGGACGCACGACAUGGCGAGGACAGCGUUUGCGCGGGUGACACGGUUGGGCUGCUGGUUGCGCGGAAGGACUCAGCAGGCGUGGCGGAGCACGCGGAGCGGGGGGUGCGCGCGGAUGCAGCUGGGGGCUCGGAGUCGAGCGACGACGAGGCUGCUGCGGUGGAAGCCAGGCCAGCCGCUUUCCCCGCCGCUCUUAACUCGCUGUACCUGGCGUUUGUGUUCAACUGCUUCGUGGAGCACGCGUGGCGCUUCGCGGGCGCGGCUCUGCUGGCGCUGCUGCACGACUCGCUGCUGCCCGUCGCCGUCGCCAGCUUCGCCAGCCAGCUGGUGGUGUUCGUGGGGGCGCCGCUGGUGGGCGACAUGAUGGACUCUGCCCCGCGGGUCGCGGCCUUCAACACCAUCUCCUGCAUCCAGACAGCAGCCAUGGUAGCAGCAGCGCUGGCAACGCUAGCAGCAGUGCACGCGGCGCCGGCAGUGGCGGGGCAGUCAGGAGCGGUGCUGAUGCGGAAGGGAUGGUUCGCGGUGCUGGUGGUGGCGGGGGCGGUGGAGCGCAUCACAGGCAUUGCGUCCGGCGUGGCCUUCGAACGUGACUGGGUCAUUCUCUUGGCGGGGCAGGGCAACGCGGCAGCGCUGGCCAACGCCAACGCCAUGCUGCGCCGGGCCGACCUCUUCUGUGACGUGGCAGGGCCGGUGGUGUUUGGGUGGCUGCUCUCAGCAUUCAGCCCGGCUGUGUGCAUCAAAGCCUCCCUCGCCACCAUGCUGCUCUCCCUGCCCAUCCUCAUCUGCCUCGUGCUGCGCACGGACCGCCAGUCCAACGGUGUGCUGAGCCGCCCCAAGCCGCCUGCUGCACCACGGCUCUCCCUAGAGCCGCCCUCCACACAGCGCACCAGCAGCACGAGCCGCACGGAGAGCAGGGGGGGGGGGAGAGGUAGCAGGGAAAGAGCGACUGCUGCAGGGGCUGCUGGUUCUGCAGCAGACACGGCCGCAUCCACCCGCGCACCCUCCCCUGCUGCCGGCGUCCCGCCACCCGCGCUGCUCCUCAUGGCAGCACCCCGGGCUGUAGCGGCGGCACUCACUGGCAGCUGCCGGGCAGCCGGGUCGGUUGUGGGGAUGUCGGUGCGGUCGGUGGUGCGCGGGUGGAGGAGUUUCCUGGGGCAGCCGGUGCUGCCCGUGAGUGUGGCGUACGUGUUGCUCUUCUUCAACUGUGUGCUGUCGCCCGGCGGGCUCAUCACCAGCUUCCUCACGCAGCAAGGAGUAGACGUGUCGGUGAUAGGGGCCUUCAGAGGCGCGUGUGCGGCCAUGGGCUUCGCUGCCACCUUUCUCUCGCCGCUCCUCAUCACCCGCCUUGGCCUGCUGCAGGCGGGCGGGGCAGCGCUGCUGUUCCAGUCGCUGGUGCUGGCGGCGUCCCUGGGGGUCUUCGCCCUCUCUCACUCCAUGGGCCACCACCACUCGCUGCUCCUCGCCUUCCUCGCGCUCAUCGUGGUAUCACGGCUGGGCCACUGGACAUACGACGUGGUGGACGCGCAGAUCUUCCAGGUGGCCAUCCCGCCCGCGCAGGCCAACAUAGUGGGCACCACGGAGGUGGCGCUGGCGAGCCUGGCGGAGCUCGUCAUGCUGGCCCUCGCCAUCGCCGCCCACGACGUGCGCCACUUCGGCCUCCUCGCCGCGCUCUCCGCUGCUGCUGUGUUCGCAGCUGCCGCCAUCUACUGCGCGUGGGAGCGGUCGGGAAAUCAUCAUCGUAGGAGCCUCUUUCCGCCGGAGCCACGGCUAAGGUGGUGGCCGUGGGGGCGGCGCAAGAGGAGAGCGGGCGGGGCGGGUGGUGGUAAAGGGGCAGGAACGGGGACGGGAGCGCCUGCUGCACCAGCUGCCUGA